Entamoeba dispar SAW760 is the source of this 924-nucleotide messenger RNA. RefSeq lists its product as uncharacterized. The coding region runs from base 1 to 924 and encodes 307 amino acids. The record is from RefSeq and is a predicted model, not a curated record. The transcript has a single exon. NCBI's taxonomy places the organism in Eukaryota, Evosea, Mastigamoebida, Endamoebidae.
AUGAAUCAAGACUCUUUUAUAGUUACUUCAGAAGGUAAUUCAAUUGUAUGUAAUAUUAACGUACCAGAUGACGUUUUUGUAAUGGGGGAAUCAUGGGUUGGUGUAUAUGUAGUUAAUAGAGAAAAAAAUGAACAUUACCAUAAAAGUCAAUACGUUACAUCAGCAACAUCAAUUAUUAAAUUUAAUACAUUAAGAGAUGGUAUGUAUGAUGUAAGAUAUUUCAAAGAGGGUUAUGAAAAAUGUUUUAAUAAACCUGUUUCAAUUGGACAAUUAGUUACUCCAAAAUAUACAAUUAGUGACAUAAAUUCAAAUGAAUAUAAACUCCAUUUAAUAUUUAAUCGAGAACACUUACUUCCUGGAGAUUGGUUUGGAUUAUUUAAAAAAAGUUCAAUGAGUCAAAAAAGUCCAAUCUUUCAAAUACGCGUUGAUCCAAAACAAAAUGAAUAUGAUAUUGAUCUUCUUUCAUUUAAUUUGGAACCUUAUUAUUAUUGUUUUGAAGAUGGAAUUUUAACAACCAAACAAGAAAGAUUUGAAAUUAGAUAUUAUCGUUCAGGAUGUACUUGUUAUAAUGAAAGAGUAGUACAUAUUGGAUUAGGGCUAAAUGCAAUUUCAGUGAAUUUAUAUAGUUUUGUUCCUUCAGGUAUUUGUCCUCUUAAUGAAAUAGAAUUAAGUGCAUUAUUAACGAAUGUUCAUAAUAUAAAUAAUUCUAUUAACCUUAUUUAUUGCUCAAAUGUUAAAAAGUUUGAAAUUCAAGUAUAUAAUGAAAAUGUAUUAAUUCAAACUUAUACAGACUCAAAUUUACGUCGAUCUGCUGAAAUAACUAUUAAUUUACCUCCAAUACCAAUUGGAUCUGUUAUUGAAAUUCGAUUAGUUUGUUUAGCAACAAAACAUAUCCUUGCAAAAACUGAAUAUGAAAUGAAGUAA